Messenger RNA from Ricinus communis (castor bean), 1422 nucleotides. Its product is annotated as GDSL esterase/lipase At4g01130. Lineage: Eukaryota; Viridiplantae; Streptophyta; Magnoliopsida; Malpighiales; Euphorbiaceae. The coding region runs from base 54 to 1226 and encodes 390 amino acids. The transcript has 5 exons. The record is from RefSeq and is a predicted model, not a curated record. Gene Ontology annotation, molecular function: hydrolase activity, acting on ester bonds.
UUUGAUCCUGUACAGAGCAGCAAACAGAGAGGAACCCACUUUAGUAAGAAAAAAUGACGAAGCUCCGCUUACCAUCAAAACCUGCGGUUUUGUUCCGGCAGUUACCAGUAUUUUGCAUAAUGAUGAUGGCAAUGCUAAAUAGUUUAAGUCACUCCAAGUGUGAAUUUGAGGCAAUCUUCAACUUUGGUGACUCCAAUUCUGAUACCGGAGGCUUUUGGGCAGCAUUUCCAGCGCAGUCAGGUCCUUUUGGCAUGACCUACUUCAAGAAACCGUCUGGUCGGGCUUCUGAUGGCAGGCUAAUUGUUGAUUUCUUAGCUCAAGCUCUUGGAUUUCCAUUCCUGAGUCCAUACCUGCAAUCAAUUGGAUCUGAUUACAGACAUGGGGCCAACUAUGCAACAUUGGCCUCUACUGUGCUCAUGCCGAACACUUCACUGUUUGUUAGUGGUCUCAGCCCUUUUUUCCUUGCCAUACAGCUUAACCAAAUGAAGGAAUUCAAAGUUAAAGUCGAAGAAUUUCAUUCCACUAAUGAAAGAGGAUCGAGUACUCUUCCAUCCCCACAUAUUUUCAAAAGAUCUAUCUACACAUUAUUUAUUGGUCAGAAUGAUUUCACUUCUAAUUUAGCAGCUGUUGGUAUAAGUGGAGUCAAGCAGUAUCUUCCUCAAGUAGUUUCACAAAUUGCUGGCACUAUAAAAGAGCUAUAUGGAUUAGGAGGGCGUACAUUUCUGGUGCUGAAUCUUGCACCAGUAGGCUGUUAUCCUUCACUGCUGGUAGGUCAUCCUCGCAGCAGCGACCUCGACGCCUUUGGUUGCUUAAUCUCUUACAACAACGCAGUGAUGGACUACAAUAACAUGUUGAAACAGACACUAACCGAAACAAGAAAGACACUUCCAAAUGCUUCCCUUGUAUAUAUAGACAUCCAUGCUGUUCUGCUAGACCUGUUCCAGCAUCCCACUUCUCAUGGGCUUAAAUACGGUAUUAAAGCAUGUUGUGGACAUGGAGGAGGUGCCUACAACUUUGAUUCUCAAGUUUAUUGUGGAAAUACUAAAGUUAUCAAUGGAAGUAAAGUAACAGCUGCAGCUUGUGAUGAUCCCUACAAUUAUGUAAGUUGGGAUGGAAUCCAUGCAACAGAAGCAGCAAACAAAAUUAUUGCAAUGGCCAUCCUCAGUGGCUCUUAUUCUGACCCCCCUUUCUCCUUCCAGCACUGUCGCCUCCACCCUAUCCAUUGAUGGGAUUCAUAUUAAUUUCAGAAGCAACAAGGGAAUGUUAGUAUGCCCUAAUUUUAGGAAUUAAUAACAAACAGAGAAUAUUAGCUUAUUAAUACCUUUUCUCUGGGAUUCUGUUUCUAGUUAAAGAUCAUCUGUCAAUCUCAGAACAUUGGCUAUCUUUAAUUAUAAGACUGCAGUUAUUGAAAUUCUGACAAAA